Sebastes umbrosus (honeycomb rockfish) is the source of this 1092-nucleotide messenger RNA. Its product is annotated as dynein light chain roadblock-type 1. The record is from RefSeq and is a predicted model, not a curated record. The transcript is spliced from 4 exons. Bases 177 to 467 code for a protein of 96 amino acids. Lineage: Eukaryota; Metazoa; Chordata; Actinopteri; Perciformes; Sebastidae. Gene Ontology annotation, molecular function: dynein intermediate chain binding. Gene Ontology annotation, cellular component: cytoplasmic dynein complex; cytoplasm; centrosome. Gene Ontology annotation, biological process: microtubule-based movement.
GUCUACCACUUUAUGCCGCGGACCGUGAACGCAGCAUGACGACAACUGACCCGGAAGUGAACGUCAGUUGUCUUCUUCUCUCCCAGCAACAACACAGUUAGCUGUUAGCUGUUAGCUGCUAUUCUGCUGAUCUCAGAGACUCUUUACUCAAACAAACAUCUCCUCACAUCAUCAACAUGGCUGAAGUAGAGGAAACUCUGAAGAGGAUCCAGAGCCAGAACGGAGUGCAGGGGAUCAUCAUCGUCAACUCAGAAGGAAUACCCAUCAAGACGACUCUGGACAACGCCAGCACGGUGCAGUACGCAGGACUGAUCCACCAGCUGGUGAUGAAGGCCAGGAGCACCAUACGAGACAUCGACCCCCAGAACGACCUCACCUUCCUCCGGAUUCGCUCCAAGAAGAACGAGAUCAUGAUCGCUCCAGAUAAGGACUAUUUCUUGAUCGUCAUUCAGAACCCCUCGGACUGAAAAAGGAGGAGCUGCUGCCCGACUCAUUACUCUCUUUGUCUUUCAUAUUUAAACAGUCAAACAUUUUCUUUGUCCCGCUAAAAUCAAACAAACCUGUUUACCAGAAGCUUUUUAUGCACUUGCUGUACCAGAAAGUAACGACAGGAUUUGAAGGUGGAUGAAAUUGAAUCACUGCUCAAUGACUAGAUGUGUGAACCGUACGCCAGUCAGUCGAUCACUCUGCAGGCAAAUUUAUUUUUUCCAUGUUUUAGCAUUCCAGUUGGGCCUCUUCUCUAUGCAUACUGGACAUUAUGUCACUGUGUUUAUUUCAGAGGUAUUUUAGCAUGUGAUGAGAAGUGCACACCUGCUAAAAUACCUCUGGCUUAAAACUGCACCAGUGCAUUCAUGUCUGCACAGUGUACAAGAGAGAGACCACAGCGCAUCUUUAAGUUUGAGGAGGUUUUUCAGUUCCAUCUUAAUGGAAAACUUUGGAUUAUUAUUUAUUAUAGUGUUGGCAAAAAAUGUUGAAGUGCAGUAUUUCACUGGUGAGCAGCGAACUACACUACAAAGACUUCUCUGCUCUGCCUUGUCAAGUUUCUGAUGGUUAUUUUUAACAAAUUAAGAAAUUAAAAAAAGUCAAAAUGUU